UAAAAACAGAAAUGGGGACUAAGAAUAUUGAGAUCGAAAGACAAACUGCCGAACUAGAAAUCCACCGAGGCGAAAUUCAAAAUAUUUCUAGGUUUCUGGCCGAUCUGAAAGCCGAAAUUGCUGUUAAGAACGACGUAAUUGUACAUCAGGAUGCUACAUUGGAAGCACAGCGAAUGGAAAUUCAACAGGUAUCAAAAAAAGUUUCGAAUUUAGAAUUCGAAAUCGAGACCAAGAAUGGUGAGAUUGCUAAACAAGAUAUGGAACUGAAAAUUCACCAUGACGAAAUUCAACGCCUUUCGAACUGCUUGGCCAAUUUAAAGACCGAAAUUGGUGUUAAUUCGGGCUCAGAAAAUUUGUCGAAGAACUUGGUCGAUGAAAAUGCAAAGGCUGAUAAGGAUGAUAGUUCUUCAUUAGAACUGUAUCUUAACUUAAUGUGCUUUGAUGAACCUAAGAUGGAUCAACUAGAGGAACGGCUUGCGAAGGUGAAAAUAUUUAUUGGAUUGAAAACGAACUUCUGUGAUUUCGGCAGCGAUUGUGACUUGAAGACAUUUAUCGUCGGAAUGAUUGAUCGUAUAAUGUCAAAAGAUCUGCAAAAGAAGUUUUCAUGGAGUGGUAAGCGUACUGGCAAGCAAGGAGUUUUUACCAAAUAUACCCGCAUAAAUGAUCUCGUUCACUUCUGUUGCAAAGCCAAUUUUGGUAAAUACAAGGUAGCAGAAGGAGAACAGAUACUUCAAAAACUAUUUCAGACCGCUUAAUUAUCAUCGAUUUGAGUGUUAUUU
Molecule: messenger RNA, 779 nt
Organism: Bradysia coprophila
Lineage: Eukaryota; Metazoa; Arthropoda; Insecta; Diptera; Sciaridae
Source: RefSeq, a predicted model, not a curated record